Messenger RNA from Peronospora belbahrii, 519 nucleotides. The record is from the annotation of a GenBank genome assembly. NCBI's taxonomy places the organism in Eukaryota, Oomycota, Peronosporomycetes, Peronosporales, Peronosporaceae.
AUGAUCAAGCAAGAAUAUACUGUGCCGCAUAAUCCAGAACAGAAUGACAUGGAAGAACGCAUGAAUCGCACGAUGACCGAAAUAACUCACUGCAUGCUGAGCGAUGUAAAAUUAGCAAGGUUUACUGGUGUGAUCAUUGAUGACUGCUGUGGACAUCCGAAAUAUAUUACCAAGCGCGUCAAGAGCAAUAUUGGUUUCACACAGCGUGACAUUUGCGAAGUGUAUUCAGUAAAAUUGCGCAGUAACAGUGCGCCGAGUGUAAUUGACAUCGUGGACGAAGACGAAGAAGGUGAAGAGCUGAGCGGCGUGCCAAUUAGUAUGGACACUCAAAUCCCAAUCACGGUCCUGGUCGAACGACCAAUCGGCGCGAUCACGACGCAAAAUUUAAUCACGCCAGGACGUGAUGGUGAGCAUGGAUCAAAUGUGCAACCUGUGCGCAAGAAACAAGCGGUAGCAAGAAACGAGCAAAAAUCUUUGCUUGCGGCGCGGAGAGUCCAACCUCAACGACAUCAAGGAUAA